Molecule: messenger RNA, 7143 nt
Organism: Talaromyces atroroseus
Lineage: Eukaryota; Fungi; Ascomycota; Eurotiomycetes; Eurotiales; Trichocomaceae
Exons: 2
Coding region: 1-7143 (2380 amino acids)
Biological process (GO): amino acid activation for nonribosomal peptide biosynthetic process; secondary metabolite biosynthetic process
Cellular component (GO): cytoplasm
Molecular function (GO): phosphopantetheine binding; catalytic activity
Source: RefSeq, a predicted model, not a curated record
AUGGCGCCGGGCUGUCUCUUUCCCGCCGACAAGCCGCACGCGCGCGGCAGCCGCGACCGCCGCCUUGAACUGCAGCACGUCGACCUCGAUGCUCUCACUCUGCAGGCUGCAGCGACGUUUUCCUGCGAGCACUGCGUCUCCGUAACAUUAUUGUUUAUAGCGACAUGGGCCGUUGUCCUCAGUCGCUAUGCAGAGACAGAACAUGUGCAGUUCGGCUUGGUCGCUCAUCCUCAUGCGGCCAAGGAAAACAUGCUGUUGACGGCUGUCUCCCUCGAUCAGGAUAUGCGAAUGCGUCGAUUGCUCGACGAGUCAAGCUGGGAUACGCGUCUUCUAAGCGACAGAACUGAUCGUGCGCUCUUCAAUACGGCCGUAGUAUGCGAUGCUGACAUCAAAGUCUUGCGACAUGAAUGCGACAUCCUUGUUGUGUUCAGUUCUUCGGAGUCCCCUAGCCCAACAGGCCGAUUGAUGUUUGCGCGGCACUGUUUAUCAUACAUGCAAGCAGAGAAUUUAGCCAGUACUAUCGUGCAAGCCAUGAAGAGCAUCAUGCAGUUCCCUGAUAAUCCAAUCACAGAAAUUGACCUGAUUAGCCAACACCAUCUUGACCAAAUAUAUCGUUGGAACCGCUCCAUCAUAGAGGUUGAGCCGGAACGGAUGGUCCUAGAUGUCAUCUCCCAACGCACCGCUUCUUGCCCGAAUGCCCAAGCAAUAGAUUCUUGGGAUGGUAAUUUGACAUAUUCAGAGCUGGACGAUUUAUCCUCUAGAUUGGCGCUACACUUGCGGACCGUGUUUGAUGUAUGCGAAGAGAUGAUUGUCCCGACUCUUUUCGAGAAGAGUCUGUGGGCGAUCGUUUCUUUCCUAGCAGUAGUCAAGGCUGGAGGAAUCUGUGCACCGAUGGAUCCGAAACAUCCUAUUGCCAGGCUUAAAUCCAUUGUCAGCAACGUUCAAGCAAAAGUUAUUCUAGUUUCUGCUACGUAUGCGAACCAUCUCCAACCUGUCAAGGGGAUAUCUACGGUUGUUAUAACAGGUCAGGAAAUCCAACAUUUGCCCACAGCAGCCAUAUCCCCUGCAAGCAUAGUGCACCCAAGACUUGGUGCAUAUUGUAUAUUCACAUCGGGCAGUACUGGGAAGCACAAAGGCUGUAUUCAUGAUCACAGAUCACUUGCCACCUGCGUAACCCUGGCCAAUCGACUCUCUCUCCGCGAAGACAGUCGAGUACUGCAGUUUGCUUCAUUUAGUUUCAUACGCUCUGUUCUUGAGAUAUUCUGCACCUUGAGUGCUGGGGCAACAUUAUGUAUACCCUCUGACCACGACCGCAUGAAUGCUCUUGGCGACGCAAUCAACACAUUGAAGGUAACCUUCGCGAUGCCAACCCCAAGUAUGGUUAGCACUCUCAAUCCUGCCUCUGUUCCCACUCUCCAGACUCUUUUUCUAGGGGGUGAAACUUGUGAGAAAGAUUUAUUGGAAGCCUGGUUGGGGAAGACACACGUCGUCCAGGGCCUGGGCAUGACGGAAUCCGCAGGUUCGAUAAUAUGUAAUGACAGAAUAAGUCAAUCAACGGACCAUCGAAAUGUUGGAUUCCCAUUUCGAGGAACUUGCUGGCUAGUAGACCCAUCGGAUCAUCGGAAACUUUCUCCAAUUGGCGCUGUUUCUGAACUCGUGGUCGAAGGGCCAAGCCUGGCAAGAGGGUAUCUGAAUAUGCCCGCGGAGACGAAAUCAGCUUUCCUAGACAUUCCCCCUCCGUGGUAUCCCAGACGAUGCGAUUCAGACGAAGCAGUGAAACUAUACAAAACGGGUGAUUUAGUCCGUUACGACCUCGAUGGAUCGAUCAUUUACGUCGGUCGCAAAGGUACAGUUGUCAAGAUACGAGGACAGAGAGUGGACAUUGCUGAAGUUGAGCAAGUCAUCUCUCAGACCUUUUCUCAGAAGACAAAAGUCGCAGUUGAUGCAAUCAGCCCACGGGAUCGGCCAAAUGGCAGUGUAUUGGUUGCCUUUAUUUGUCUUUCGAGCCCUACUGCAAUCGGGAAUAGCAACUCGGAUAUGUUGCACAACUUGUUCAUGGCAUCCGAUGAUAAUUUCCUAUCCCUCUUGAAACCAAUCGAGGAGGUACUAAAAGAAAAUCUUCCUACUUAUAUGAUCCCAAAUCUUUUCAUAUCGAUCAGAUCAAUGCCCGUAACGGUCAAUGGAAAACUCAAUCGUCUUGAAUUGAAACGUCAAGCUAGCAAUCUACACUAUGAGCAGCUUCAAGCCUUGUCAUCGCCUCGCAUGGGAGUAGUCAAUGUAUUGCCUGCGACUGUUACUGAACGUACGGUUCGCCGUAUUGUUGCAGACUUGCUAAAGGUCGACCCUGAAAGGAUCGGUAUGGAUCAUAACUUCAUUCGGCUUGGAGGAGACUCCCUAUUAGCAAUGAGAAUGGUCGGAAUGCUGCGAACCGCAGGCUACGUCCUCACAGUUGCAGAUAUUAUGAACAAUCCGAGUCUAUCGAGCAUGGCUCGUCUCGCAACUCCGAUUGUAGACAGCGAAUUUCGACGCGAAGAAUUCACACCACUGUACAACUUCAAUCCAGAGCAGCGAGAAGAUAUCAGAACGACCGUAGCAGUGCAGCUUCAGUUGGACAAGGCAAGAAUCGAGGAUAUAUACCUGUGUACUGCACUACAAGAAGGAUUAAUUGCGCUCUCCGAGAAGAGAUCAGGUAUGUCGAUGGCUCGGUAUGUGUACCGAGUUGACGAAACCGUCGAUUGGGCAUUGUUCAAAUCAGCAUGGGAAGCGGUAUAUCAAGCGAAUGUUGUAUUGAGAACUCGAUUCGCACUGGCACCGUCUGUUGGUAAAUCCCUUCAGGUUGUCGUUCAGGAUGAAACACGGUGGAUAACAGCAACGGACCUCGCUGCAUAUAAAGACCAGGACAACAAGAAAGAAGUAUCUGUUCUGGGCACAUCACUGGUGCGGACAGCAGUAGUUACUGAAAAACUCGAUCGAUACUUUGUACUGACAAUUCAUCACGCACUUUUCGAUCAGUGGUCACUUCGGACAAUGCUUGGGCAGCUUCAACAGCUUUGUAACGAUCACAACAAGGUCCUGGGGAAACAAUUAUUUAGCCCCUUUGCCCGUUAUAUUGCCAGUGUAACAGGUAUGGAGCAAUACUGGAGGUCCGAAUUCAGUGAGCUCAAUGCAGAGAUAUUCCCUGCUCUUCCCUCCCCCAACUAUGUUCCAGAAGCAGACACGGAGAUUAACCACCAAAUCAAUCUUCCGUGCCAUUUUAAUUCCGAAUACACGAUGUCAAAUGUCAUUAGGCUAGCAUGGGGCCUUGUAGUCAGUCAAUACACAAAUUCUGAUGAUGUCGUCUUUGGGGUAACAACAUCAGGCCGCGCUGCGAUGGUCCCCGGUAUCGAGAGAAUGACUGGCCCAACGAUCGCGACUGUGCCAUUGAGGCUUCGGUUACAAUCGAAUAAUAGCCUAGAAAACCUUUUGUCUGCGGUUCAAGCCCAGGCUACGAGGAUGAUUCAAUUCGAACAAAUGGGGCUUCAGAAUAUUCAAAAGUGUAGUCCGGAGGCACAUGUUGCCUGCCAGUUUCAAAGUCACCUGGUUGUGCAGCCUGCGCUAGCACCUGUUACGGGAAGAUUGACUAUUUUAGAACAAGGGUCGGCUGUCUUUGGGGGGUUUUCCAAUUAUACUCUUGUCCUCGUCUGUACGCUCAGUGCAGAUGGGCUGGGGAUUUCUAUCAAGGCAACAGUCGAUUCGAAUGUUUUACAGCGAGAGCAAGCAAGACACUUUAUCGAGCUGCUCGACCACUUCAUAAUACAAAUAGUGACUAACCCCUAUCGAAGCAUCAACAGUUUGCCGUUCAUCAGUUCACUGGACAUAGCCAAACUACAAAAAUGGAAUUCGAUUCUUCCCGCUUCACAAGACGAAUGCGUGCACAAGGCGAUUCAGAGACAAUUCAUUAACAGACCAAAUGCACCUGCAGUCUUUGCCUGGGAUGGAGAACUUACUUAUGCAGACCUCGUCAGCCGUUCUUCGGUGCUAGCUUUUAAGCUGACCCGACGUGGUAUUGGGCCGGAGAGUUUUGUCCCGCUCCUAUUCGAAAAGUCAUGCUGGACUAUCGUCGCUGUACUCGGAGUAAUAAAAGCUGGUGCAGCUUUUGUGUUGCUAGACUCGUCAUUUCCGGAGAGUAGGCUACGUCAAAUUUGUGAUGAUGUUAACUGUCUUUUGAUCUUAUCCUCCAGCGAGAAAGCGGAAAUGUGCGGCACGUUAGGCUACGAGAAUUUACUCGUGAAUGAACUCACUACGUCAUCCGAUAUUUCUAAUAUAGCACAGUACGAAUCUUUACACGUGAAUAAUGCGAAUGCGCUUUACGUUGUAUUCACGUCCGGAUCGACAGGCAAGCCGAAAGGGGUGGUUAUAGAACAUCGGCAAUACACUUCAGCUGUACAAAACUACAAGCAUGCCUUUCGCCUUGAUAGUUCUGUGCGAGCUCUACAGUUCUCAUCUUACGCAUUCGAUGCAAGUAUUAUUGAAAUGUUGACGACGUUGAUGGUCGGGGGUUGCAUUUGUAUUCUAUCUGAAAGACAGAGAUGGGAUUCAUUGGCAUCCAGUAUCAGACAGCUAAAGGCUAAUCAUGCCUUUCUAACGCCAUCUGUAUCUCGACUGCUCAUGUCACAGGGCCUAGAUAAUCAAUUCAAAACCCUUGUAUUGGUUGGCGAACCCAUGUUAGCCUCGGACAUUGAAUAUUGGGCCGAGAAGACACAUUUGAUCAAUGGAUACGGGCCAGCAGAAUGUUCUAUUGCAUCUUGCAUCAACCCCGGGGUUACCAUGAAAUCUGAUCCCACAAAUAUUGGAUUCGGUAACCACGCUGGUGCAACAUGCUGGGUGGUAGAUCCGCAUAACUCAAAUAAACUGCUCCCCAUUGGCGCAGUUGGAGAAUUGCUUAUUGAAGGGCCCAGUGUAGGACGUGGGUAUCUCAACGACCCUGAAAAAACGGAAACUGUCUUUAUACAAACAAAUCAACUCGAAUGGCCAAAUAAAUUUCAGUCAGGGGUUCGCCAUUCUCGCAUGUACAAGACUGGUGAUUUGGUGCGUUACCAGGUGGAUGGAUCGCUAUGCUAUGUCGGGCGGAAAGACUCACAGGUCAAGCUUCGAGGCCAACGUAUUGAGCUGGGUGAGGUAGAAAGCCAUCUUCGACGACUCUUCAAAGGGCGAGACGUUAUUGCCGAUGUUGUUGUUCCGAUUAGUAACAGAGCGUGUCUUGUAGCAUUUGUCACUUCGGGGGAGUUGUCCCGUGAUACUGCAAACACAAGCAGCCUGUCUAUAUUUCAUCGACCAACGGCAGAGUUUCGAACAAUCGUCGCAGCAGUGGAGAUUUCCCUGCGUUCUAGCUUGCCAAUAUUUAUGAUUCCAACUAUCUACAUUCCAAUUGCGCGUUUGCCUCGGACUACAUCUGGGAAAGUUGAUCGACGACUACUUCGUGAAACAGUCAGGUCGCUGUCGUCAGAGAACUUACAGUCAUAUAUUACUCCUCAGGGUACAAAAUUCCAGCGUCCAGUCCAGACAUUCACGGAGAUGCAACUACAAUCUACCUGGGCACAUUUACUCCGCAUAUCAGCCGACCAGAUCAGUGCUCACGAUACAUUUUUCCACCUAGGAGGAGAUUCCAUUAUGGCUAUGAAGUUAGUAGCAGCUAUGGCAGCACAGGGAAGACAGGUCACUGUUAGCGAUAUAUUUAACCACAGCAAACUUUGUGAUCUAGCGAACAUCAUGGACUCCAAACCUACCACGAUUGCAACGAAUGGAAAGCAAGCAAAUGGCAGUCUGUCAAUGGAAGACCGCAUGGUGUGUGACGAGUUAAAGCGCACUCUACGACAUAGUGACGAGUGGUUUGCGUGCAACGACAUCGCUGAGAUUGUGCCUGCUACUGCUGGUCAAGCUGUGUUGCUAGAUCAGUGCACUAUUGCGCACUUUCGAUUCUCCUUGCGAGGUGUCGUCGACGUGGACCAGAUGCGGGAUACCUGCACAACUAUUCUUACGCGACAUAGCAUAUUCAGAACUGUUUUUAUUAAAAAUGGCCAUGGGUACUUUCAGGUAAUUCUUGACAAGAUAGCGACUCCAUUUACUCAUGUUAUACAUGAAGGGGAUGGGGAUUUGGAAAAUUAUUGCAAAUCCUUGUUCGCGAAUGAAUCUGAAAAUGCUCCGUUCGAAAAACCUCCCUUUGGUUUCAUUCUCGUGUCGGCGUCCAGCCACACAGAGCAUAUAUUGAUCAUACGACUGUCUCAUGCGCAGUAUGAUGGAGUCUCUUUUCCUGUCUUCUUGAAGGAUCUGGGGGCUAUUUAUCGAGGCAAUGCACGGUUAUUGCUGCCAGCUACGCAGUUUUCAACAUACGUUCACCAGCGAUCAUUACAAUGGGACAAUGCGGCAUUUGAGUUUUGGCGCAAUUGCCUGGGUGGCUCUAAAAUGACGCCCCUUAACUCGGAUUAUUUAAAUCUUAAUCUCAGUAUGAACGCCGAAGCCGUCGUACGAAGUAAAACCAACAUCCCUAUACCGACAGCGCCUCCUGAGAUUACCCUUGCCACCCUGGUGAAAGCGGCCUGGUCUUAUGUCCUCGGCCAGUUCAGACAGGAGACCGACGUUGUGUUUGGUCAGACAGUUACCGGUCGCGGUUUGCCCCUUGCAGGGAUGGAUGAGAUUCAGGGACUGUGUCUGAAUUUCAUCCCCGCUCGCAUGACAAUUCAUCCAGAAGAUACAGUUCUCGAUCUUCUCCAACGAGCUCAGACCCAGCAUAUGAAGAGUAUGCAGUAUGACUACCUUGAUUUGGGAGACAUCAUCAAACACAGCACUUCGUGGGAAGCAACCACCAAAUAUGGUUCUAUUGUGCAAUAUCAGAGCGGGGGUGGUGAUCUAGAUUUGCCCUUGUGUGAAGAAAAAGGUACUCUCGAGUGCUGGAAACAUUCGACCGAUGUCAAUUUUUUGCCGCUAGAAGAGACAUGGGUAUUCGCAUUCAACAUGCUGCCAACAAAAACACUGCAUCUGUUUAUUCUGACUCGAAGGGAGAUCAUGAGCCAGGAGACGGCUGAUAUGCUAGUAACGAAGCUGCGAGAGAUGGUUGAAAUGUUUGCUCAGUACCCGCAACGAAGAGUGCAGAGUCUGGACCUUUGA